AUGAGAGUGACAGGCAUUAUUUUCAACUUCUUUGUUUUGACCAACGUGGUAUCAGCAUACGGCUUAAGAUGGGUCACGACUACACGUAACAGAGAAUUAUACAACUCACUGUUAGCCGCUCAACAGUUGAGGGACUGUCUAGGUGAUGAAAUUGAAAAGUACACAAUUGACGAAGUUGACGGACUCGGACUUGAUGUAACCGUGAAGGAGUACAGGAUGGUGGAGUACAGAGGAAUUGACAAGUUGGUACAUGACUGUAUGCAUGAGGUAACAGCUGCUGUUACAAUGCAAGUGACUCCAAAUGAGCAGUAUAUGAAAGACGAGGAGAAAAGAUUGCGGGCUGAAUUUGAUUCUCCUGCUGCUCGAGCUGCUCGGACUUGCUCUCGUUGUACCUCGUCGCAAUUGGAACAAGAAGAAACAACGUUGCCGACUCUUGGUGCAUCUGACAGUGUCAACCAAAGCAGGUUAGUUUCCAGCAUCGAGAAUUUGAUGCCUUCGCUCUUACCUUGGGAACAUGAUAUGGGGAGUUUUGGGUCAAAGCCCAUUCCAACAUUUUGA
This is a messenger RNA of Candidozyma duobushaemuli, 558 nucleotides long. RefSeq lists its product as uncharacterized. The transcript has a single exon. Lineage: Eukaryota; Fungi; Ascomycota; Pichiomycetes; Serinales; Metschnikowiaceae. The record is from RefSeq and is a predicted model, not a curated record. Bases 1 to 558 code for a protein of 185 amino acids.